UCCGAAAUUCUUUUCGUGAUUACCGUGUAGUAUACAUACCAUUUUACAUAAUGUCGAUUUGACUUACUUACAUUUUAUAUUUCAUUUGAUUGUUAUUAUAUUUAAUAGUUGAAUUCUGAGCACAAGAUUCAAGUUCAGUUCAAGCUAAGUGAUCCAGAUUUCCGAAAAUGUCCGCUCGAAGUGACAAACUGGCCAUCUUCCCAUCUCGAGGGGCUCAGACUUUGAUGAAAGGUCGUCUAAAGGGUGCUCAGAAAGGUCACAGUUUAUUGAAGAAAAAAGCCGACGCUCUUCAAAUGAGAUUCAGAAUGAUUCUAGGAAAAAUAGUCCAAACGAAAACUCUAAUGGGUGAAGUAAUGAAAGAAGCUGCAUUUUCUCUAGCAGAAGCUAAAUUCACUACUGGUGACUUUAAUCAAGUUGUUUUACAAAAUGUUACAAAAGCCCAAAUUAAAAUACGUACCAAGAAAGAUAACGUAGCUGGCGUUACUCUACCUGUAUUCGAAAGUUAUCAAGAUGGUACAGAUACGUAUGAAUUAGCUGGUUUAGCUCGUGGUGGUCAGCAGUUAGCCAAGCUUAAGAAGAAUUACCAAACUGCUGUUAAAUUACUGGUUGAGUUAGCAUCAUUGCAAACUUCUUUUGUAACCUUAGAUGAAGUUAUCAAAAUCACCAAUCGUCGUGUAAAUGCUAUUGAACAUGUUAUCAUUCCAAGAAUUGAAAGAACCCUCGCUUAUAUUAUUUCCGAAUUAGAUGAAUUAGAACGUGAAGAAUUCUAUAGAUUAAAGAAAAUCCAAGACAAAAAACGUAUUGCGAAAAAAAAAUUAGAAGAUGCUCGUCAAUUGAGAAAAGCAAACGAAGCAGCAGCAGAAUUGGAAGCAUCAAAUAUGCUUGACGAAGGAGACGAAGAUUUACUAUUCUAAAUUCCAUGUUGGUUUUUCUUUUACUUUAGAAAUAUAUUACGGUUACCUAUUUUUAGAAAUAGUCCAAUAUUAUGGCGAGAACGAACGCAUUUUCAGCCUUAUUUUAAAGCCGUUUUCGGAUAAUUUUUUCCAUUUAAAAAUUUUUGUGAUUUCUCAUCGUCUUGUAUGUACAUAAACACUCAAGUGUUGAAACAUAUUUUAGGGCAUAUUUGUGAUAAAUUCAACAUUUUCGCAGCGUAACGAUGAAAGUAUACAUUAUUAUAAGAACCAUAACUGCACCCUGAUAUUGACAAUACGUGAAGUAUUCAGGCAUUUGUUUGCUUAUUGUUGAUCCCGAACUUUUUUUCCCGUUCCGAAUUUCAAACAAACGAUAUGUUGUUUUCCACAUGAGAGAGUGAGGCAACUUUUUCAAAAAAAAAAAAUGAAAUAGUAACAAUGUAUAGGUACUUGUAUACGGUAUCUCAAUGAGUUGCAAACAAAGUUUUCAUCUAUUUUGCGAAUGUACAGCUCUUUUAAUCAUUUUUGUUAAUGUUAUCAUAUUGUGUUGUUUAAGCAAACUUAUCAUGUUAAAUACAUAUUUACAGUAGGUUAA
Molecule: messenger RNA, 1506 nt
Organism: Planococcus citri (citrus mealybug)
Lineage: Eukaryota; Metazoa; Arthropoda; Insecta; Hemiptera; Pseudococcidae
Product: V-type proton ATPase subunit D-like
Exons: 6
Coding region: 168-914 (248 amino acids)
Cellular component (GO): proton-transporting V-type ATPase complex
Molecular function (GO): proton-transporting ATPase activity, rotational mechanism
Source: RefSeq, a predicted model, not a curated record